Messenger RNA from Tupaia belangeri chinensis (Chinese tree shrew), 1338 nucleotides. RefSeq names its product melanoma-associated antigen B5-like. Lineage: Eukaryota; Metazoa; Chordata; Mammalia; Scandentia; Tupaiidae. The record is from RefSeq and is a predicted model, not a curated record. Gene Ontology annotation, cellular component: nucleus. Gene Ontology annotation, biological process: negative regulation of transcription by RNA polymerase II.
AUGCCUCAGGGUCAGAAGAGUAAGCUGCAUACCCGGGAGAGAUGUCGCCAGGCCAGAGGUGAGACUCAGGGCUCUGGGGAUGCUCAGGCCACUUCGGCACCAGCAGAAGAACCCUCUACCUCCUCCUCUUCUCUUUGUGGAAGUGUUACUCAGAGCCUACCUGCUGCUGGGUCAGGUAGCCCACAUGAGGAGCCUCAGAAAACACCAUCUGUCACCACUGCUGCUGUAGGUACUUCUUCCACUAAUGCUACUAAAGCUUCCAACAGCCAAUAUGAGAAAAAGAAAAGCACCUCUGAGACCCAACAAUCCACCGAGAAUUCAUGCAGAGGCCUUCUGAAUAGAAAGGCUCUGUUGUUGGAGCAGUUCCUGCUCUAUAAGUAUAAAAUGAAACAGCGCAUUAAGAAGGAAGACAUGUUGAAGGUUAUCAACCCAAAGUAUGAAGACCAGUUUGCUGAGAUCUUCAAGAAAGCCUCUCAGCACAUUGAAGAAACCUUUGCAGUUGAAGUGAAAGAAAUAGACUCAACCAGUCACUUAUAUGAUCUUGUCAGCAAGCUGAAACUCCCCAACAAUGGGAGGGUGCGUGCUGGCAGGGGAUUACCGAAGACUGGUCUCCUGAUGAAUAUCCUAGGUAUGAUCUUCAUGAGGGGCAACUGUGCUAGUGAGGAAGACAUCUGGAAAUUUUUAAAUAUGAUGAAUGUAUAUGCUGGGAGGAAGCACUUCAUCUUUGGAGAGCCCAGGAAGCUCAUCACUCAAGAUUUGGUUAGGCUCAAGUAUCUGGUGUACCAACAAGUCCCCAACAGUGAUCCUGCAUGCUAUGAAUUCCUGUGGGGCCCAAGAGCCCAUGAAGAAACGAGCAAGAUGAAAGUCCUGGAGUUUUUGGCCAAGAUCCAUGGUACUGUCCCUACUUACUUCCCCUCCCAGUAUGAAGAAGCUUUGCAAGAUGAGGAAGAGAGCCCAAGCCAGAAAUGCAGUCAACCCCGGCACUACUGCCCAGAGUGUAGUUUUCAGGGUCAGGGCCAAAUGCCCAGCAUAUUCUUCCACCAGUUAUUGAAGUCUAAGGUCUUAUUAAAGGAAGCUCAUUUUACUGAGGAAGAACCUAAGACUCAAGAAGCUCAAGAAAUUUCCUCAAGAUCACAUAGCCAGGAGGCAACAAAGAACAGUACAAAUUUGUGUCGUUUGAGGAAGUUAUUCUUAGCCAAAGGGUUUUUGCCCAGUUUAUUCAGUAAAUGUUUUUCUCCAGUUUUAGUGACCAGUGGAUAUGAUGUCACUCAGAGACAUGACAUCAGUGCUUUGUAUGGACAACAGUGCCCAGAAGAAUUUUCUGAAGUGUCAGAAUGA